AUGGCUUCGAAGUACUUCGUAAACAUUGAAAUCACUUGGCGAGCAGACGUUCACCCGAGGGAGACGAAGAAGGGGAAGGGGGAAGAGCAGGGGCAGCAUAGGCAUGGGCAGCACAGGCACGGGCAACAACGGGCGGCGACGGGCAGCACAGGCACGGGCAGCACAGGCACAGGCAGCAACAGGCAGCAACGGGCAGCACAGGCACGGGCAGCAACAGGCAGCAAUGGGCAGCACAGGCACGGGCAGCAAAGGCACGGGCAGCAACGGGCAGCAAUAGGCAGCACAGGCACGGGCAACAACGGGCGGCAACGGGCAGCACAGGCACGGGCAGCAACGGGCGGCAACGGGCAGCACAGGCACGGGCAGCAACGGGCGGCAACGGGCAGCACAGGCUCGGGCAGCAACAGGCGGCAACGGGCAGCACAGGCAGGGGCAGCAACGGGCGGCAACGGGCAGCACAGGCAUAGGCAGCAACAGGCAGCAACGGGCAGCACAGGCACAGGCAGCAACGGGCGGCAACAGGCAGCACAGGCACGGGCAGCAACAGGUAGCACAGGCACAGGCAACAACGGGCGGCAACAGGCAGCACAGGCACGGGCAGCAACGGGCGGCAACGGGCAGCACAGGCACGGGCAACAACGGGCGGCAACGGGCAGCACACGCACGGGCAGCAACGGGCGGCAAUGGGCAGCACAGGCACGGGCAGCAACGGGCGGCAACGGGCAGCACAGGCUCGCGCAGCAACAGGCGGCAACGGGCAGCACAGGCACGGGAAGCAACGGGCGGCAACGGGCAGCACAGGCACAGGCAGCAACGGGCAACACAGGCACAGGCAGCAACGGGCGGCAACAGGCAGCACAGGCACGGGCAGCAACAGGCAGCACAGGCACGGGCAGCAACGGGCCGCAACAGGCAGCACAGGCACGGGCAGCAACGGGCGGCAACAGGCAGCACAGGCACGGGCAGCAACGGGCGGCAACGGGCAGCACACGCACGGGCAGCAACGGGCGGCAACGGGCAGCACAGGCACAGGCAGCAACAGGUAGCAACGGGCAGCACAGGCACGGGCAGGAGCAGGCAGCAACGGGCAGCACAGGCAGGCAGCCGUACUGA
This is a messenger RNA of Closterium sp. NIES-65, 1113 nucleotides long. Lineage: Eukaryota; Viridiplantae; Streptophyta; Zygnematophyceae; Desmidiales; Closteriaceae. The record is from the annotation of a GenBank genome assembly.